GGCAGUGCGGGCAGUCGAGGAACAACAGCAAUGGCUCGCCGUAUGAUGCUGCUGGCACAGAUGCUUGUGCAGUCAGCAUCAACACCAGCAGCCACCCUCCCCGCAUCUUCGGCUACCAACGAUCAUCAGGGGCAGCAGGGGCAGAAGCAGCAAGGGGACAGCGGCAGCAGUACAGAAGGAGACAUGGAGUUGCUGAGGGAGGCUGAGAGGCUGCAGAGACGAGCCAUCCAUGCGGUUGAGAUGGGUGAGGGCACAGAGGCACCGGCACUGGCAGGCAUGCUCGCAUCGCUGGCUGCCACUCUUGAGAAGCAAGGCCGGUUGGAGGAGGCACGGGAAGCUCUUCUCAGGUCUCUCCAUCUGAGGCGCGAUGCACUUGGUUCAGACCAUUUCCUUGUAGCCAGCACGCUCACGCCCCUCGCUGCAGUCACACUCAAGAUGCUGAGUCGCUCACAACAGCUUUCCACAGAUGCAGAAGCGGCCAAUGGAGAUCAAACAAAGGAUGGCAAGAAGAAGCAGCAGCUUGAGGAGGCACUCCGUGACCUGCACUGUGCUGUCAGAGUCGCUCGCAAGGCAUGGCAGCAAGCAGCAGGGGAACUGACAACAGCAGCAGCAGCUGGCGAUGCAGGAGGCAGGAGGGGAGAUCGGGUGCAGAGGAACAAGAGCAGGAACGCACCGCCCCCACCCGCGUGCCUCACUCUACUCGUACAAUCUCUGGCAACAUCAGUACAGGCCUCCCUCACUGCCCUGCUAUCUGCAUCCUUCUACAAUCAGAGGCAGCAACUGUUGCAGCAAGCAGCAUCUGCUCUCAAGGAAAUUCUGCACACGCUCUCCAAUGAGCCAGCACACGCCCUUGUGAGUUCCAACCAUGGCGUGCGAAUCGCCUGCCUGUCUGCCCUCCAGCACCUCUCUGGAUUUCUUCAAGACCAGCUCACAUGCACCACUGCUUGUGGGGAGGCAGUGGGUCAUGGUGCAGAAGAGAAGGCAUGUGUGCAGAGUGGUGGAGAGAGGUUGAGAGGGAGCAGGAAGGGGUCGACAGGGGUACGAGAGGGUGGCAGUGGAAGCAGUAGAGGACGUGAAGUGUUCGGCCGCGCGCCUGACCCUCCGCCAAGCCAACCGACCCCCCCUCAACCUCCCCCGGCGCACACCAACCCGCUAUCCGCGCAUUCGUACCCUUCCCCCUCCCCCAACGCGCCCGGCUCCGCGGAAGCCGCCGCCGCCGCUGCUGCCGCCGCGGCUGCUGCUGCAGGUCCGCCGCAAUAUCAAGAAGCGAGAGAUGUGGGGAGGGCCGGCAGCGGCGGUGGCAGGGGAGGGGGGAGCUACGGCGGAGGGGGAAGUUACGGGGGAGGGGGGGAUCAAAGGGGACCUGCGGGAAGGGGUGGGGGAAGAGGGGGGAGUUUAGGGGGAGAAGGAGAGAUGAGGGGGAUGGGGGGGUAUUCAGGUGGGCUCCCACCUAUGGGUAUGGCACAGGGGGGCAUGGGAGGGGUGCAGCAGCAACUGUUACCCGUGCUUGAAAGCAAGAGCCCGGAGGAGCUUUUCAAGCUUCUGACAGACCCCAAGGCGUACCAGCUGUUGCUGGAGGAGAUGCCUCAGCUCAAGGAAAUGACCAAGGUGGUUGACGAUUUAAAGAAGGGCAAUGAGGAACUCGCAAGGUCGACGCUGGCAAUGGAAGCUGACAUGGCAGAGUUGAGAACGCAGUGUCGCAUCAUCAGGGGCACAGAGCUGGCUUCUUUGGAAGAAAGGUUGGCGCAGCUGGUGGGGCAGCAGAGGGCACUCACGGACAAAUGGAGCCCUGGAGCCCUCGUGCAGCAGCUAAAAGAUAAAGCGGAGGAAGUGAAUCGGGAGGCAGAGGAUUUGAGGAGCAGGUUUCUUGCAGGGGAGGUGGAGUUGAGUCAACUUAUGCGGGAGAUGGAAAGUCGCUUGCGACUGCUGACGACCGCUUUCGUCAUCUUCCUCCUCGCUUCGCCGGACUUCGCCAGCGCCGAAGUGAAAACCGCGAAGGACUCGAAGAAGAAAGAUCAAGACGAAGGGUCAAGCGAUGAUGCAUCCUCGUUAGAAGACAGAAUUUUAGAUGCGGAGCUCACGCAAGGCGACAUUCUCAAGCAAGGGCCAUGCGCGGACGAGGCAAGCCGGUUUUGUGCUGACGUGGAGGUGGGCAACCGCACCAUGGAGCGGUGUCUUACCAUGCAAUACACGCUGCUGCAACUCGCGUCCACCACUGAUGCCAACCUCACGGAUAACUUUUCCGACAAGUGUUUGGACGACAUCCGCAACUUCAAGAUUCAAGUCUACAAAAACAUCUCCAUCGACAAGGACUGGAUGGAGGACUGCAAGGAGGACGUGGCGUCUUUCUGUGACGACAAGUUCCUCUACCCCGGAGUUGGCAGUGUGCUCGCAUGCCUACGGGAGGCAAAGGCGAGCGAGCGGCUGUCAGAUAUGUGCAAGAACCGCGUGUUUGAGGCGCAGAGGGACGCGGCAGCAGACAUGGCGUUUGACCCGCAGCUCAACCAGACGUGCGCUGCUGACGCCCAGCGGCUCUGCAAAGGCGUGCCCGCUGGGGAGGGGCGCGUGCAGGACUGCCUGCGCCAGCAGCGCACGGGUCUCAGCUGGGACUGCAUGUCGGAGCUGUUCCGGCAGGAGGUGGAGGGGUCAGGAGAUAUCCGCCUCAACGUGCGCCUCUUCAAAGCAUGUCUGCAGGACAAGCGGCGCUUCUGCCCUGAUGUGCCACCUGGUGACGCACGGGUGAAGGACUGCCUGGAGGAGCACCGGCUGGAGGCCGACUUCUCCAAGGGCUGCAAGGUGGAGUUUGACAAAAUGAUGGAACGGCGUGCAUCGGACUUUAGGCUGGACUAUAACCUGCAGAAGUACUGCCACAAGGACAUUGUGGAGACGUGCUACCAGGACGCAGCGGACAUGACAGGGGCGGGCGGCAGUUCAGACGCCAAGGUGAUUCAGUGCCUGCAGGACUACAGGGACGAGCUCAAGGACCCACGCUGCAGGCAGCAGGUGCAUAUGCUUACCAAGAGAGCAGCAGAGGACAUUCGCUUCGACCGCGCUCUGGUUGAAGCAUGCAAAGAUGACUGGCAGGAGCACUGUGCGUCAGUGCCUAAGGGGCAGGGAAGGGUGUUCAUGUGUCUGCAGGACAACCGGGGGAAGCUCAAGGGGCCUUGCAAAGAGGCGCUCUUUAGGGAGGAGGUGCGGUUCGCAGAGGACAUAGACUUUAAGUUUGCCAUCCGCAAGGCAUGCUCUGACGAGCUGCAGCGCCUCUGCAAAGACAAGGAGGACGCGAUGGCAUGUCUGCAGGAGCACAUGGGGGAUGCGGACAUGAGCAAGGGGUGCAGUGAGGAGGUGAAGAACGACCAGCAGCACUCCGCAGAGGACUACCGACUCAACUUCCGCCUCGCUAGAGAGUGCUUCGCUGACGUGCAGAAGCUCUGCAUGCACGCCUGCGACGAGUCCGCCCUCCUCCCCUCCUCCUCCGACUCUUCUUCCUCAUCCUCCUCUCCCGCCUCUCUGCCGGUGACAUGUGGCGGGGCCACGCUGAGGUGUCUCACCGGUGCUGUCAGCAACAUCUCAUCUGCCACGUGUCGCGACGAGGUGUUCCACUUCCAGAAACAGGAGGUCGCUGACGUGGCGCUCGAUGUGCCCCUGCAGGUGGCGUGCAGGGAGGAUGUGAAGGAGAGGUGUGGGGGAGAGCGGGACCACAGCAAGGCGCUGGCGUGCCUGAGGCAGAACAGAGACGCGCUGUCAGAGGGUUGCAAGGAGGAGGAGCUGCGGUUUAGUGAGAUGGAGGCGUCUGACAUCCGCCUCACCCCCACGCUCAUGAACGCCUGUGGCUUGGAGCUGCACCAGUUCUGCCGGAAAGUGCCGCCCGCUGCCGGCCAGGCCUUCCGGUGCCUGCAGCUGCACGUGCAGGAGCCUGGCAUGAGCGUGGCCUGCAGAUCGGAAGUAGACCUGCAGACAACCCGGCAGUCCAAGUACUACAAGCUGGACGCGGCAGUGGGGCAGCAGUGUGGGGAGGACGUGGAGCGGCUGUGCAAGGUGGUGGAUGAGGGCAGGGAGGGGCACGCACUCGUGCUCAAGUGCCUGGUGGACUACCAGGCUGACCUCUCAGCUAGCUGCCACACAGAGGUGGCGUAUGCAGUGCGCAUGGCCCUGUGGAUGUACCACCGUGGAUUGGACCUCACCAAGGGCUGCGAUGCAAUCAUCGACUCCCGCUGCGCCAACUACACCAGCACCAGCAGCAGCGGCAGUAACCGCAGAGCCAGCGUGUCAGGGGCAGUGGUGGGGCAGUACGCGCAGUGCCUCAUGGAUCAGCCUAAGGAGGCGCUGGGGAACGAGUGUCAGCCGCUCGUGGCUCUGGUGGUGAAGGAGGGCGGGCAUGUGGGGGGGGAGAUCAGCAGCGAGUUGCUGCAAGAAACCCUGAACAAGAUCGCCCUGCUCCAGCUCUCCCAAGGCGGGUCUGCAGGCUCUGUCGCUUCUCGUUCUGAAGGGCUUGUCUUGACUGGAUGGGUGGCCUUUGCUGCGGUGACAGCGCUAACAGCACUUCUCCUGGGUGUAGCCUAUGCAGUCUAUCGCAACAGCUACAACGUGAAGCUGUCUCUAGUAACGCCGCGUUUCCCGCAUCCGUCGCGCCUUUCUGUUUGCUGGACAUUGCCUAUCAUGGAGCGCGGAAGCAGGUUGAUAGCGUUUGCGCUGCUCGCGGGAUUAUGGAGUGCAACUGUAGCAGCCUCGGAGUCCAGCAGCAGCAGUUCGUCGUCGCAGGGAAGCGACAGCACGAGCGCGCUGACGGCGAACAAGGUGGGCGCGCUGUUCGUGUUCUUGGCCUCGAGCUUCCUGGGGGUGUUCGUGCCCUACUUCAUCCCCGUGCGGCAAAACAUCCUCAAGUUCGGAGUGCUCUUCUCCACGGGUCUCUUCAUCGGCAUGUCGCUGCUCUACCUCACGCCGGAAACGGAGGAGCUCUUCUCGGAUCUCACCACGAACACGUACCCACUGGCGUAUCUGGUGGUGGUGAUGGGCGUCUUCCUCACGUGGCUCUGUGACCUUAUCGUCAAGACCGUGUGGAGAAAACGGUCCGUUUCCGACGAUCCAGCCAAGGAAUCCGAUCCAACGGUGGCUGCCGUCCUCGGCGUGGGCCGAAAGGCCGCCAUGGAGAGCGACGCGGAAGGUGGCAGCGGCAGCGCACCGGCAGACUACAACGCGCUGAGCUUCGUGGACGUGGCGCUCAUCCUCUUCGCCCUCUGCUUCCACGCUGUGUUUGAAGGGCUUGCUGUCGGCCUUGCUUCUACGGUCUACGACGUCUGGCAGAUGGCCUCCUCGAUUGCCGUCAACGAGUUCUUUGAGGGGAUGGCGCUUGGUGUGACGCUGAGGGUUCAGGACACGGAGAGGAGUGCCGUGAAACACGUUCUCUUUGCCCUCUGCGCAUCUGUUGUUGCUCCCCUCGGUAUCGUCAUCGGUAUUGUCCUGGACACGACUGGCGAUCCUACUGCACGCGAAUGGGUCAGGGCGUUUGGAAACGGCAUGGCGGCUGGAGUAUUUUUGUUUAUUGCCCUAAGCCACUUGAUUGCGAAGGGGAUGAAGCCUGGGCCGAAUGACAAGCCGUGGCUUGUCUUUGUCAAGUG
Molecule: messenger RNA, 5618 nt
Organism: Closterium sp. Yama58-4
Lineage: Eukaryota; Viridiplantae; Streptophyta; Zygnematophyceae; Desmidiales; Closteriaceae
Source: the annotation of a GenBank genome assembly